UUUUCUUUCUGUAACGGAAUGUCUUACUCUACGAAUAAUGAGAAAGGGUGUUUCCUGGCCAAUAAAGAACAUAAAACGACCAUCAUAGAAGAUCGCGCUGUCCCGUGAAGCCAUAACGAGAUGUGUUAAUACCUAGUUAAAUGAUGAUCACCAUUUCUAACUUCACAGAAUGCCCGUGUCGUGGUCCCUUGAUUGUUUUGUUAAUUACUUGUUCCAUUUCCGGGGUUCGUGCAGGUAUCGCACAUUUACCUGUACUGCUCUGAUAUUUCUUGGACGCGGAUAAUGAUGAAGGAAUUCAUUGUGCUGGGAUUUGUGUAUAUAUUUUCAUCUUUUAAUACGGCAUCCGCACAAAAAUCCUGUUCGUCGAAUUACAUGAACACCUCUCUGAUAUGUGUACCUGGACAUACUUCUGGUGAAAUGGUGAUGCUUGACUUUUCUCCAUUUGAAACUUCUGGAGCGCCUUCUUGUGACUGCAGCGUAUACGUUUCUGCCGGAAAUCGUCUGGAAUUUAAUUACGUAUUUUCGCCGGGUUACUACGGAUGUGGUUCCGUUAUAACAAUAACCCAUAGAACGAUGUCUACUAUUCGGUGCCUGCAGGGCGCGGAAUCGCUGACUGUAACACCGGGGGAUUCCGUCACGGUUCAGAUACUUCGUGAGAGGGAAACAUUUGAUUCAAAAUAUUGUUACUUGUUACGCGCUUAUCAAAUCAGCGGACUUGAGAGAAUUCCCGGAUCUAUUAUUGUUGUUUGUAAUCACCCGUCAUUACCUUCUACCACGUUACAAACCACGACAGCAACAGAACGCGCCAUUCCAGUCACCACCGCCACCAGUAUAAUCACACCACAAGCCGAGGAUGACGUAUCAUCUACCGGAGUAGAUGGUGGAUUUACGAUAUCUGUAUCAACAAAUACGAUAAACUUCACAAGUACAGCUUUAGUUACAAAAUCAGUAAGCGAAGAGGUGUCCACAUCGUACAACCAUACAGACAGGACCGUAACAGGCGAAACAAGGCAUACAGAAAACAGGCAACUGGCUCACUUUCCGUGGGAGAUAAUCACACCUCUCAGUAUUAUAAUAUUCGUCCUCAUCGUCGUCGCCAUCAUCAUCUUCAAGGUCAGACGAAGUCGAUACAUUAAAUCCACAUAUAAACCGGCGGAGUCCAGGGCAACAAGCUGGGCCUUUAAUCAACCUUCUCUAAACGUAUCCCCUCCGAAAAAAGCUUCGAGUCUGAAAACCAAUGUCGAGAAGACAGACAGUGGUGUUUACUCCACACUUGGGGAAAACGACAAACGUUCAACUGAAUCAGUUCACAAAGCGGCGGAGAAGAACUAUCGAGAGGUCAGCAUUGAUCAAGCAAUUGUUGAAUCCGAGGCAAAAACACAGCGAGAACAGAAAAAAGAAGGGAUAGAUAAUGUAGGAUUUAUUGAAGACGAAGAUUUCAGUGUCGAAAGUUCAAAGGAUAUACCUUCGAGAGGAUCCUCUGAAAGUGAUAUUACGAAUUUUAUAAGUAAAAUGUAUGUCACAGAUACGGAAAACCAGAAUUAUUUUCUUGACUAUAAGGACAAAACUACGUGUAAUUCCAGUAAAGAGGAGAAUGCUGAUAUUCUUGAUUCAAAUGCAAACAGUGUAGUGUCUGAACAGGUUCCACAAACUUCUGAAAAGCCAGAGGUACAUCCUCAGCUUCCUAUUGACACUGGAUAUGUUAUCAUUGACGUUCUGGCUAGCAUCUAGCAAAUGUUGGAUGGCGUUGCCGAUCUGUCUACUAGAAGAAACACCAUAAUUUGUAGCUUAAUCGUAUUUGUAAUGUCCAAGAGAACAACGUAAA
This is a messenger RNA of Saccostrea cuccullata (small rock oyster), 1825 nucleotides long. RefSeq lists its product as uncharacterized. Lineage: Eukaryota; Metazoa; Mollusca; Bivalvia; Ostreida; Ostreidae. The record is from RefSeq and is a predicted model, not a curated record. The transcript is spliced from 6 exons. The coding region runs from base 283 to 1731 and encodes 482 amino acids.